Messenger RNA from Cucurbitaria berberidis CBS 394.84, 9657 nucleotides. RefSeq lists its product as uncharacterized. NCBI's taxonomy places the organism in Eukaryota, Fungi, Ascomycota, Dothideomycetes, Pleosporales, Cucurbitariaceae. The record is from RefSeq and is a predicted model, not a curated record. The transcript is spliced from 4 exons. The coding region runs from base 1 to 9657 and encodes 3218 amino acids.
AUGGCGCCUCCCAAAGGCAUGCCCUUCCUCGAUCAGUUGUACUAUCAUGUCGCCCUGCCGCGAAACGUCCCCGGUCAGGAGGACAGGAACCUUCGCCGCCUUGAGGAGGCACUUUUGGUACGAUUUAUCAAUACCACUUCGAGUCUUUCCACGCAUGCGAUGCCGGAACACCAAAGCCACAUACGAGCCCUCCAAGACGCACUGGUAACGUGCAAAUCGCUGAAUGUGGACGGCAUGAUUACAAGAUCGACCCUACUAAGGGAGCUUCGCAAUUUCACCUCGCGCAAGAUGUUAAUUCUCUACGCGUCCGCCCAAAAUUGCGCUCUUCUUGUUUACGAACACUCCAUCGACUGUGGUGAACGACGCGUCGUCAUUGAGGCGUUUGAAACCUCUGCCACAUGCGAUAAAGUCCUUGCUACCAAGAACGCGCUCCUAUGGGACUUCCCUGGCUGUGCUGUAUCUAUCCCUUACGAGACCUUCUCGGAGGACUCGUUUCAAGAAAGCUUGGCUGCUUUCAUGGAGCAGGCUAGCACCGAAUACAUCGCCAAAUUUGCCUCCACAACGUGCAAAGCGGCCGCCUCACUCCCAGAAAUUCGAGAUACUUCUGACCCUGCCAUCGUGUCUGGUCUGUUGAUGACGUUAUUGGAAGCAAACGGUAAUGCUAUACAAGUACCAAUUUUGCGAAAGCGUGUGCGCGACACGGUAUCGUUCGACAAAGCGCGUAAGCCAUGGCGGAGGUCCCCCUUCUAUCUUGUCAUUCGGGUAGCCAUGCAGCGCUACUUGUAUAGACUUUUCGGAGCGGAUAUUGGGCGGCUCCACUACAAGUUCACCAUGUGCCUUUUUCUCUCCCAAUUCCUGGAAGAAGUUCUGAAGCGAAUCCCUUUCGAAGCAUCUUUCUAUCUACGACAGAAGUUAGGACGCCGCCUCGCUAAAAUCGAUUCAGACGCCGAUCAAGCUACUGAAACCACAAGGAAGACUUACGUUCAUCUAGUUCGAUCUCUAGAACCAGGAUUCAACGGUAUAAUAUCAACAACGGGAGGGUAUCUGAAGUCAGUGUGGCGAAACCACAAGCAAGCGUGUGAACGCAAAGUUCCACUCUUGCGCCGACACGCUUAUCCUACGGAGCUCAACUUACGACUGACUAACAGCGCUAAACUUCUCCGUGGAGUUCUGCUCCAUCAGGCCAAUGACACAAACAUCCAACCGUACGCGGUUUCUGACUUGCUGGAGCAGUAUGAGCAAUCUCCCGCUUCCGUCAAGCCCUAUAUGGAAAUUACACGCCGUCAUAUCUCCAUAUCUCAAUACCACGAGGACGUGAUUGCACCGAAAUUGGCUACUGCAAACGCUGAAGGCUCACGCUUCAUCGUGGAGAUGAGCAAAGUUAUAAAGGAGUACGUGCGAAUAAUUAAGGAUUCAGCGGAUGGGUAUCCUGAUCAGAAGAGUCAAAUGCUCCUAUAUCUCUUCGAGAUAUGGGUGUUGAUGGACAGGGCAGCCGUGAAGCUUUACCCACUUCUGGAGGAGUACCGUUGCGGUUUCGAUUACGAUAUUCUCGAUCCUAUACAGCUGCUCACACUCCAAGAGCUGAAUCGUGUGCAAGACGUUCAAGCCCAUCUCACCGCGCGAAACCCGUCUCGUCAAGGGUUCGGAUGCAAGACCAUUUUCGACGAUCCUGGGGAUUCCUGUUUUGCUGCGAGAUAUUACGACUGUUCUGACACAUCAAGGGAUCUCCUGGAAAUGCGCGAAGAUAUCGAGGAACAUGCUUCUUAUAGGUUCGACGCCAAAGAAGUCGAAUGGGAGAAAACAACGCAACUAUACAAGGAUCUAACCGAACAACGAAAUGAAACAGAUUGCCUUUGGGACCCAGUUGUUCUUUGGGACGGCACAACCGAGUCCCAACACCGGUGGCCCUGCAAACGACAUGCUCUUCAAGACAAGGCGAACAAUUUGAGGAUCAAGAUCUACGAACAUCCAUUACCUGGUUGGGAACCGGCUGCGAAAGCAACGCUCUUUGAGCUGAGAUGUCCUGAAGAUUUUGCAGCGUAUCGAGAUGCCACCUGGUUCAUCCUUUCCACGCUAUGUCACCCACCAACCGCUUGCCUCGAUCAAGUUUCCCUGAUCCGAGAGUACUCGCAACUUCGUCCGUAUGCCAACGAUACUACGUGUAACGUCGUCUUAGGGUCCGAACAGAAGGCACAUGUCAAGACACACUAUUCGGGAUGGGAGUUCCCCAUUGAUUUGUCUACUGUACGCCGGGUCUGCGGUCUGAAGCCGAAGUACUACGAUACUUCGACUCAAACCUGGACUGGCAACCGAAAAAAAGCUUCACUCUGGCAUCAUUUCCCAUUGAUGCUACCAAACGACUCCCCGCUUCAAGUUUUGAAUCUUUCUUUCCAGGACUGGCCUACGUCGAAUCUUGUUCAAGCGAGCCAGGCUGAUUGUCCUACUGACCAGAAUGUACAUGAAUUCAUGGCAUGGCAAGGACUUCUAGUUGGGACUCAUUCCCGGUGGCUGGAUCUCUUACGCGAAAUGGGGUCCACUAGCCUCAACUUCUCAGCAGAAACGACUUGGACUUUGGUACAUCGCCUGGCUCUCCAAGUUGGUCCUACCACUUCAAGCGAUGAUCCUCGACGGGACGUGCAUUCCGCGAUUCUUGACUAUGCCAUCUGUUCGAAACUUCUUCAGCAGGUUCAACAACGACUGGAAGCCAUAAAUCGGAAUUGGCGUGAGCCAAUUCAAAUGGACAUUCUCAUUACGAUCCUUUCCAAGAUCGCUUCGCUUUCGGCAACCAGUACUGUUAGGUCUGAGGCCAAGGGCCUUCUCCAAAAGGCACGCCGUAUAACUAAUACCUGGCGUGCAGAGCUACAGUCAAUUAUCACCGAAGACUCCAAAGUUACUCAAUUCGCGGUUUGGGCGUCGCUUUUAUGCAAACGAACGUUCCAUCUGAACCAGGACUUGUUACUUGACCCUGAGGCCCUUCGCCACUUCAUCGAUGCUUCAAUAUCUUUGCAUUACAACCUCACAGGAGUGUUCAGCUCAAUGCCAUACAAUCUGCGGAACGCGAUCAUCCUGGAUGUAUUGUUCGCUUACGAAAACCGCGGCUUCAUUAAGAAUGCCAUCAUUGCAGAGUCGGUAGCUCUCGUUGGCGCCGUAGACAAUCUUUGGCACAUUCCACAAGACCAGAAGGCAGUCAACCCUAUUCCACAGCCGAUCCCUGAUACAUCGUGGUUCCUACUUACAGUAGGUUCGGAAACCAUGAGGCACUCCUAUUCUGUGCACUAUAAUUAUCUAUAUGGAACCCUUCUCAUUGAUGGGAAGGAGAUGGGUGCCCUCCCACUAGCUUAUCGAAGUCAUUCAAGCUAUGGCAAAAUGUUCGGGAAUAAGAUUCCCAUAGUCUUUCCCUCGCCGCUGCAUGGUAUGUCUUUCGCAUUGUUAGAGCCCAUGAAAAACGAUCAUCGCAUCCACCUUGGUUUUCGCAACAAUGUGACUGGUGGUAAAGACAUGGUUAUCCGCGCAGUGCAAAAAGGCCAACUUUUGGAGUUCAUACCGCCCUGUAUCUUCGGAAAUCAAUCACCUGAUCUUCCUGCACCUUUGCUCGAAGGAUGUUUUCACUGGCUAAAUGUUCACACUGGUCAGCUAGAGAUACGUCGACAGGAUAUCUGGGCAUCAAAGCCAGGCAAUUGGUCCAUCGUUGGUAUUCAUACGGGCUUACAUCAGGCAAUUCGAUUUUACGGAGAGCCAAGAGAGGCGAGGUUACUCGACCCAUCAAGUGCCCUGGCUCGGGAGAUCACACGAAUUUUCGAGGCUUUUGAGCACCCCGAUUACAUCACGGUGUUUGCUUCAAGAGAUCUUGGAGUAGCGGUAGAGUUGAAGCGUUUGGAACUAAGCUUCUUUGUCAACGACGUGGGGCUUCUGUAUUCCAAGCAACUUAGUGCUGUCAUUCUACAGAAUCAAGAUGCCGGAACGUGGUAUGGACUCAGGAGUAAGAUCGUUAUUCAAUCCAUUGCGAAUCGUCGCCAGAAAAGCAUACUUAUCCCCUUGGGAGACAUUCGAAGCUCAAGGGAGGGACAUCACGUGUCAGUUGAACUAGAAAUGGGCAGCGGUGUCUAUCUAAAGUUCGGUAUUGACGAAGUACUCGGUCGUAUACAUUGCCCUCCUGAACCGAGGCUGAUAUACAUGAAAGCUCUGCUUCACGCGUACACGUCGCAUGUCAUGUAUGACCCGUUGACAAAGCGCACUGGCUCCGAGGAAACCAUCCAUCUCCUUCAAACGGGCUCUUACUUUCCCUGGAGUCCGUUGUCUGAUGAAAAUGUAAAAACGUUGAAGCAGAUAGCGGAUCUAUCGCCUCUACGAGGUUAUUAUCCCAAAGAUGGACGGUGCAUGGAAACGGUCACUUGGCAGCCAGCCCUCCCAGUCUCGAUACAGGAUGAUCGGUAUCGUGCACUGAUUGAGAUGAUACUAUCAAGAUCUUCAGACCUCUCCAGCUUCUUUCUCGGUCGACUACCUCAUAUUCCAAUGGAACUAUCUCCCGGUAACCCUCACCUGGAAGUUCGGGCCAUGUCGCGCAGCCAUGCGCACAAAUUCAAGCAAGACAUAGUGUACCACGCGCGGGACAAUCGAAAGACGACACUGGAUCGAAUAAACGUCAUUGAAAUAUCCAAAUUACUUCUCAGAUGGCAGCCGCACUGCUCCGAUGGGCCAACCCUCCUAUCCCUCCUACACGAUGCCCCAGUCGUCGGCGGUUAUGACAAGUUUUUCCAAAAAUGCCUCCUCUCCGAACAUCUUGUGGUAGACGUCCGAGCGGAUUGGGGCGCUCUCGUGCAGAGAUUUCUCGAUUGCACUGCUAAAGAUCGUUACAAACUGAUGUUCCUUCUUGGCCCAAUGGUUUUCUCUAUCGAUGCAAACCUGGAUUUAAUACGUAUCCUUGUCUCUUUUGCCAUGAUACCGGAGAUAAGAGCGCUCCAUCCACCACAGCAUCCCGCUUAUCACCACUUCCGAGCCGAUGGAGUUCCCAAAGCUGAUUACCUUGUCUCAUUGAUGGCGAAGGCGAAGAUGCCUUUCUCAGAACUUGGCUUCAAGAAGCGACAUCAAAUGGUGGUUGCGAAGGGUCAUCACAGUGAGUGGGUUGACAAAAGCUGCGAGUUGCUUGCCUAUUCGAUACAAAAGCAGUGGCCGAGUCCCGAGAUCGAUCUCCAAGAAUUGGUGUAUAUCGAUUCAGCGCAUCUCAAUGUUGAAAGGGCUCUGGCCGACCUGUCUCCCGAGUGGAUCCGCCUCACGCGUAACCAUGAACUGGCAAUACAUCUUGAGAAGGUACAGACAGUUCUGGACCGGGUCACUGCGAACGAGGCCACCGUUCCAGGGUUGGGUCUUCCGGUCCUGCGCGGUGAAGAAGAGAUCCUGUCGCAUCGCGCAACAUUAUAUCCAACGCGAGUGAGGGACCGUGACAACCCUACCCUUUCGCGACUGUUGCAUAAUACCCUUGAUCUAUUUUCUGCACCUGGACUCACCUUUCUCCCUCAUAUCACCACCAACUCGAACGUCUCCACGCUGGCGAUGAGAUCUGGGAACGUCCCCGGAGACCGACUUGGACUUCAACGAUGCGAUGGUUGGAACAAGAAAAUACCUAGAGAUGGUCCUAACCGGGUACCAAACGUCCAGAGGCCGCGGUUCAAGCAUCAUAUACACGAGAUUAGCUUGCUUCGGAACAUCGUUGCGAGCUUUGAGGGUACUUCUUCUUUCGUGCAGUCACGAUACGCAAAGGAAUUGAAGUUGAGUAUCAAUGCUCUACAAGGCUACUUAAGUAGACGCCCGGAAGAUACUCGUGCAUCAGACUCUAGAGUAACGAGUCUUGAGAUUAUGCCUGCGAAACACAAAGCUAUGGGGGUGGCAGAAUAUAUUCGAGGUACCCUUCAAGCACAAAGCCCACAAGCGAAGUGGCUCCAAAUGGUUGAUUUGUGGCCAAGAAUGACGACUGUGGACUUGCUCACUGAGCUACGAAGUACUUCAGGCACUGUAUUUGGAGAAGGCGCACGGAAAGCCCUUGUCACCUUUGGGCUAGCUAUUAGCAAAUGGCAGCACCUACUCCGAAUUCAAGACGCCCAAAAGAGACGCAAAGAACAGCAGGAGCGAGACGAAUUGGCCAAUCAAGGCCACACCAACUGGAGCCCUCUCAUCUACUCAGACUGGCUACUUCUCGAAAUUGAUGGCGAUAUCCUUCUUCGGGAGGAACAAGUUCAGGUAGCCUUAGCAACGAUAUCACCAGAGUCAGGCGAAAACUCGGUACUCCAACUGUUAAUGGGCAAAGGAAAAACCUCAUGUAUCUUGCCUAUGGUGGCCGCUGUCUUGGCAAACCAACUGGAUCUUGCUCGCAUUGUAGUUCCCAGACCACUCCUCCUACAAUCGGCACAGGUUAUGCAAGCUAAGCUAGGAGGCUUGGUUAAUCGCCAAAUUAUCCACGUUCCCUUUUCUCGCAAGACACCGACAACUCAAGCUCUCAUGCGCCUUUAUCGGAAACUACAUUCUCAGGCUAAGGACAAUAGCGGUAUCAUACUUGCGCUUCCUGAACACAUCCUGUCAUUCAAACUGAGUGGGAUGCAACAACUUUGCGACAAUCACGUCACAGAGGCAUCCACGAUGAUCAGAACCCAGAAAUGGCUGGACAAGCAUGUUCGAGACGUUCUGGAUGAAUGCGAUGUAUCUUUUGCGAUUAGAACGCAACUAAUAUAUCCAUCUGGUAACCAAAUGACUGUUGACGGCCAUCCGCUACGCUGGCAAAUUACGCAAAUGUUAUUACACCAUGUGAAAGACUUCUUACCAACCGUACAAGCACGCUAUCGCCGCAGCAUUGAAAUCGUGGAGCGGGGUGUCGAAGGCUUUCCAUUGAUUUACUUCUUACGCAAAGACGCAGAGGAUUUUCUCAUUGAGCUCUUGUUACGCCUGAUUUGCAAUGGGCAGGCUCAAUCAAUUUUGCCCUGUGCCGAGCUUCCGGAAGCUGCUCGACAAGAUGUGAAGGCAUAUAUAUCACUACCAAUGGUGCGAACCGAGGUAACCAGUAGGGUCAUCGAGUACCUCCGAGAUCAGAAGUUGAUGAAGAUCGUUACACUUCUGCGAGGGUUAUUUGUGCAUCGCAUUCUGAUAUCUUGCCUCAAGAAGCGAUGGAAUGUGCAGUACGGGCUUCAUCCUAGGCGAGCUCCGAUAGCGGUACCGUAUCUAGCGAAAGGCGUGCCCUCGCCUACUGCCGAAUGGGGUCAUCCUGACGUUGCAAUCGUUUUGACCUGCCUAUCGUUCUAUUACCAAGGACUCACUAUUGGUCAAUUCAAGCAAGCAUUCGAGCAACUUGUGAGAUCGGAUGAGCCCAGCGUGGAAUACGAGAAAUGGAUCAUGAAUUCCAGUAUACCGAACGGAUUGGAUGAUUUCGCGACUAUCAACGUCGACGACAACUGGCAGCUCAUGGAAGUCCACCGUUCCAUUAGAUCCAACGCCGAUUUGAUCAACUUCUACCUCAAUAACUUUGUGUUCCCUAAGUACGCGAAGACGUUCAGCCUCAAACUCCAGGCUUCGGGCUGGAAUCUGUUUCCAUCUCUGUCAGUCCAUGCAAAAGGAUGCCGGGUCACAGGGUUUUCUGGCACGAACGACUCUAGGCACCAAUUGCCUAUGCUGAUCAAGCAAGCAGAUCUGCCGCAUCUCGAGCACACGAAUGCGGAAGUACCGUUCUACUUACUAGCACCUCGAAACCAAGGCUACGUUAGAAUGACCCACGUGACGGGAGCGCGUUGGACGGAAAUCGAUCUACUUGAUCACCUCACGAAUCGAGUCAAACGCCCUCAACAAGAGCUCAGAUACACAGAAAAGAUCAGAAUUCUCAUUGAUGCAGGGGCGCAGAUCCUCGAGCACUCGAAUCGCCACUUCGCCAGCGCUUGGCUGGAGCGUGACACCACUGAAGCGGCCGCCGCUGUAUACUUCGGUGAUGAUCAUCGCGCCUGGGUAAUCUAUCCCAAUUCAAACAAACGCAUGCCUCUCUUAGCUUCACCAUUCGCUGAUAGUCUGGAUCGUUGUCUGGUGUACUUGGAUGAGUCGCACUGCCGGGGCACAGAUCUUAAGUUGCCUACUGACGCAAGGGCGGCUCUGACCCUAGGUCCACACCUAACUAAAGAUGCCUUGGUUCAGGCGGCAAUGCGUUUGAGACUACUCGGGCAAUCACAAUCCGUCAUUUUCUAUUCGCCUCCCGAAGUUCACCAAGGCAUACUAGACCGUUUGCAGAAGGACGAGUUCUUUCUACCAGACUCCGCAGCCGUACUCCAAUGGGUUAUUGGUCAGACCUGCGACACCAUCGAACAGCAAGACCCGUCUUACUUCGCACAGACAUCUCAUUACCUGAAGCAAGAGCAAGCUCAACUUGAGUACCCCGAAUACCUUGAGGAUGAACAAUCACGUGUCGGGUUCUUGGCCGCGGUACGUAUCAAGGAGUCCAUGUCGCUCAAGCAAUUAUAUGAGCCAAAGACACAGCGCCAUACGGCAAAUGCGAUUGCAUGGAAUCAACAUCUGCAACCUUUUGCCAACGCGUUGCAGCUUCGGAAGAAGCACUUCCAGGACCGUGGUUCUGCGGUACAUGCUUCGGUACUUGAAGAGGUCGAGAUCGAGCAGGAGCGUGAAGCAGAGCGCGAGGUGGAGAACGAAGUUGAGGACGUCCGCGAAACACAACGGCCACCGCGCUUUAGUGCCUGCAAGAUCUCAACGCUGCAUGAGGACGUCAAGCACUUUGCCACCGAAGGCAGGUUAGUUGCCGGCAGUGAUGCCUAUAACCCAAUGUUCUCGGUACUUGGACGCACUGCGCUGGGUACGAAGCAUGCUAUUUCUGUGAAUAUGAAUUCAAAUCUCUGGGUGUCCAAGCAGUUUACCCGAACGGUCGAUACUUAUGAGUCCAAUGACAACUACAUCAGGUCCUGCCAUUGGGUCCUUUGGAGCUUCAUCAGCCAGAAAGCCCUCAUUAUCAGCCCUGAGGAGGCCAACGAGCUAAUUCCGAUCUUACGUCCGAGUACUUCCUACAACGCCGGCGUUGAUAUUGGUGUUCAUCUUGUUCUCUAUUCUACCCCCGUCACCCGAAGGAUGCUCCACUUCAACCGCCUCGACUACUAUGCCAUUCCCUCUCUCCCCACAGAUUUCAAAGCUCCUGUCUGGCUCAGUGUCGAGUUGGGGAUCUUUUCCGGUCGCUUGCACUUUGAGUGGGACGAGUAUCACGAGCUCCUGAGUUAUCUCGGUCUAUGUCAAGACCCCUCUCCAGACUUGCAGAAGCAGGCGUUCGCUCCGAAACCUCUUACAUUCCUUCACGAGUGGAUCGCACUUCGUCGCAAGGGACAAGACUUUGAGCAUACGCCCAUGGGUUUUGUCACGACGGGAAAGCCUCUGACUGCGAACCAUCCCUUCUUUCGUGCACUCGCACAUGAUGCCUGUGAUCCGGACAUCCGACCUCAAGUUGCUCGCAUCACUUCAGGACAUGGUGAUGAUGGUGAGAUCGAAGAAGAUGACGGUGACCACGACGAUGAUGAGUUCGUCCCAGCUGUCGAGCAUAUUGAUGACUCGGACGUUGAGGAUGAGAGGUUGGAGUCGGAGGACGAUGGAGAGUAUGUUGAUGCUGCUGAAGCCCCUGAGGACGCAGACUGA